AUGUAUGUCUCAAGUGCUAUCGUGCACAAGUUCUUGUGCGUGUGCGUGCAAGUACUCUACUUACAGAGAUUCAGUUCAGAGGCAGCAGUAUCUCACAGUCAUCAUGAAGUUCUUGAUCCUCGCCGCUCUGGCCGCCGUGGCCGCCGCCGUCCCCCAGGGAUACGGUGCUCCCCCUCCCCGCUACGGUCCAGCGAGGAGAUCGCCAUCUUGAGGAACGACUUCGUGAUCGAGGACGACGGAAGGUACAACUUCGACGCGGAGACUGCCAACGGCAUCGUGGUGUCCGAGCACGGCACUCCCGGACUUGAGGGAGCCAUCAACAGCGCCGGAUCCUUCUCAUACACCGCUCCUGACGGCACUGACGUCCACCUCCAAUUCGUUGCUGACGAGAACGGCUUCCAGCCCCAGGGCGCCCACCUGCCCGUGGCUCCGAGUUCCCCACCCGAGUACAAUGUAGAUUUAAAAAAUAAAAAUAAAAUAAAAGAAAAGAAUCUGGAAGUUUCAUCUGAACGAGAAUGCAUAUGGACUCCCUUCUGCAGUGGAAUCCUUCUGCAGUGGCCCUCAAACAGAAAAGAUAAUAAAACUGAAGAAUGA
Penaeus vannamei (Pacific white shrimp) is the source of this 594-nucleotide messenger RNA. NCBI's taxonomy places the organism in Eukaryota, Metazoa, Arthropoda, Malacostraca, Decapoda, Penaeidae. The record is from RefSeq and is a predicted model, not a curated record.